Messenger RNA from Nicrophorus vespilloides, 542 nucleotides. RefSeq lists its product as uncharacterized. The record is from RefSeq and is a predicted model, not a curated record. The transcript has 2 exons. NCBI's taxonomy places the organism in Eukaryota, Metazoa, Arthropoda, Insecta, Coleoptera, Silphidae. Bases 59 to 313 code for a protein of 84 amino acids.
AGAACGUCCGGCAUCGACACGUAGAAGAAGGAAAGUUUGCAGUUUGCAGAGAUCGUCGAUGGGACAAAGAUGCCCACGGGCGGUCUGUAGAUCCAUGGAAAUGGAGCACAUACACAUGGUGUUGAUCGUGGUGAUCGGUGGACUCCUGCUGGUUGUGAUAGGGGUGCUGCUGUUCUUCUACGCGUUCGUCUUCCGCCAGAUUUGCUGUCCCCCGAGGCGGAAGAGCGACCGUCUGCGAUACCCGAGGGAUUCGAUCCCGCUGACCAACAUAACGCACUGCUCCAGCCAGCCCACCGAAACGGAACGAGUAUGAGGAAGAAAAGAGCAAAAAAAAACAACCGGAAACGGAACUGUUGAAAUGUGAAACUGUGCGUGCGCUAUGAAGAUGAAUCUUUGCAGAGAGAAGACGAUGUGUAUAUGUAUAUAUAUAAAGAUAGAUAGAUAUGUAAUGUGUCCGUGUUGAAUAUCGAAGCGAGGAAUAAUAAAUAAAAUAUGUUCAAUUAGCGAUUCCAAGCAUGUUGUUCAAUUAACGCGCGCCGCAA